This is a messenger RNA of Cyprinus carpio (common carp), 5391 nucleotides long. RefSeq names its product phospholipid phosphatase 4 (gene plpp4). Gene Ontology annotation, molecular function: phosphatidate phosphatase activity. The record is from RefSeq and is a predicted model, not a curated record. Lineage: Eukaryota; Metazoa; Chordata; Actinopteri; Cypriniformes; Cyprinidae. Gene Ontology annotation, biological process: phospholipid metabolic process.
AGGAGUGAAACGGAAAACUCGUUAUCUGGCCGCAUAGCCAUAAUGUAAAUCUUAAGGAGAGGGGGGUCGGGCGGGGGGAGAGCGCACUUCAUCUCAGACACUUUCCAGUGAGCAUCACCUGGCUUAGAUGCUGUUGUCUGGUUCGGUCCAGCUCACAGACGCGUCAGCGUUCACUCAUCGCACUACAUUCUUCUUCUGCACCUUCAAAAGGAACAGAACUCGCGUACUGUACAAACUACAACUGUAGUGCUACAAGGGGCAUUUCAGCGGUAAAGGGUAUUUUCCAAAUGAACACAAAGCGACUGUACAAAAGACUGUAGCUGCCAGACGCCAAAGUGUUGCGUAUUUAGGACAAUAGUGGACUACCACCGACUUCUCUGGUUUGUGCUUUUGGUUUCUUUCAGUCAAAAUUCGAUUGUGUGAACAACAUGAAGAUGUCUCCCCCAGACCGAAGGAAAUACGUGCGUGAUUUGGCGCUGGAGAUUGCCAUAAGAGUGCUGCUCUUCGGAGUUUUUGUGUUCACAGAGUUCCUGGAGCCUUUUGAAAGAGUUAUCCAACCUGAGGAACUAUGGCUCUACAAGAACCCUCUGGUGGAAUCAGACCACAUCCCAAAGAGAGUCAUGUUUGCAAUUUCAUUCCUCACCCCCCUGGCUGUGAUAUUUGUGGUGAAGAUUAUACAGAGGACAGACAAGACAGAAAUUAAAGAGGCUUGUUUAGCGGUAUCACUCGCACUAGCUUUGAAUGGUGUCUUCACAAAUACCAUCAAGUUGAUAGUUGGCAGGCCAAGGCCAGACUACUUCCACCGCUGUUUCCCUGAUGGACAGUUGAAUGCAAAGAUGCUGUGUACUGGAGAGCCAGACCUGGUAUCUGAGGGCCGGAAAAGUUUCCCCAGCAGCCAUUCCUCCUUUGCUUUCUCUGGUCUGGGCUUUACUUCAUUCUACUUGGCAGGCAAGUUGCAGUGCUUCACAGCUGCCGGACGCGGGCGCAGCUGGCGUCUCUGUGCCAUGAUCCUGCCCCUCUACAGUGCAAUGAUGAUUGCCCUGUCCCGCACCUGCGACUACAAGCAUCACUGGCAAGAUGCUUUUGUUGGAGGAUUGAUCGGCCUCUUCUUUGCCUACAUCUGUUAUCGGCAGCACUACCCACCCAUCCUGGAUGUAGACUGCCACCUGCCAUAUGCUAGUCUGGCUGAAGCAACUGCCCACAACAUGCCAACCUCCCAGGAUCAACCUCUGCCCAUGGAUAAUGCCACCAGCCUGCCUCUGGAGGGCAUGACUGAGGGACCAGUAUGACUAAUAGAGAACCCCCAAGGCUCACACCCCUCUGACCCCCUACCGCACCAAUGUAGUAUGAACCACACUUGACUGACACUUCAACAUUCCAAUGAAUUAGACAGAUACAUUUUAUUUAUUUUUUCUCUCUCUCUCUUUCAAUCAUUAAGCAGAGUUACAGUUCCUGAUUUCUGAUCAGUUAUACUUCAUAAAAUUACUGAAUAUCAGUAUUGGCAAGUUGGAACCUUGGACAAUAUGUAUAAAAUUUGUUAGUGCAAGAAUCUCUCUUUAAAGAAAAGUACCAUGGUAAGUAAUAGGGAGAACCAUGGUACACAGAAGUUGUAAUUAUUCAGAGCCAUCAUAUAUACUGAGGUACCUCUUCUAUAAGACGUUUUUGUAUGGGUUUGCUAUUACCCAAAUAGCAGUGAAAUAAGUUGAUCUUAGACUGAAAUUCUUAUUCUAAGAGGUUUCACUCAUAAAUAUGUAAAUCAUAUAUUGAAAUCCUAAAUCAAUCCAUUAUUUGUUUCCUUUAUAUGUGUUUGUGUUGGUUCAUUAUCAGGUGUGCAUGCAUGUUUACAGCUAGUGUGGAACAUUGCUGUACCGUUGCUUUUCCACAUAUUGCAUACCAGGCACAGAGGAAUUAGAAUAGCAGAACACUAGCAGACUAGCAGAAAAUACCAAGCCAAUAUAAUAUGUUUUAUGAUCAAAUCAUCUGUUUUGGACACUGCAAGUUUCUUAAUGAGUCUGGUAAUUAUUAAGUGCCCAUCUGUUAAAUUAACUUCUUAUUCCUAAUUUAACCCUCCAGUAUAGGUUCCAUGAUUUGAAACCACAAAAAAUAAAAAAUAAAAAUUGGAAAUUUUUAAAAAUUUCUACUUCAUCGGAAUGGACGGCCAUAGGAAAUGAAUGGGAAAUAGGCAAAAAUACAAAAAUACAUAGAUGUUUUUAUGUGUACAAUCUACUAAUCAGCCACUAUGCAGAAAAAAAAGUGCACAGCAAUGAAGGGGUGACAAAACUUGAACAAUUAUGCCUGAAAACACUGCUCAGUAAUGAAGGAAUACAUAGCACUAAAUGUACAGUGCCUCGCGAUAGUGUUCAUACCCUAUAUUAUGAGUUGUAACAGUUGUGAGGGUCUCAGAGUGACGGUUCAUUAUUAAAAGGCUUGGUCCGCAUUAUUAAUGAGAAGAAACUAAUUCACUUCACUGUACUGUAUUCUGCAUGAGAUUGCAUACACCGGAACAUUCAAAUGUUAGGAAAGCUGUUUCAGGUAUGUCCAUUAAUUUCUAUCGUCUGUUUGAACUCAUCACUUUAUUUGUUGUUUUCAUUCCUUAAUAGGCAUUUGGCUACUUACCAGUAAUGAAACGGUCUGUAAAAAUCUAAAAGUUCAAAAAGUAAAAAAAAUUCAAAAUUCAAAAAGUUCAAAGAUCUUUUAAUGAUACCGCUGAACAUUUAUUUAACCAUUGCAAAAGAAAAUUUGUGGCUGAAGUAAAUUUAGGUUUUUAGAGUUUAUUUAAAUUGAGACAUAUGUUUAUUUAUUAAUUUAUUUAUUUUUAACAAUUAUUUCACACUUAUUUUAAUCUCCAAACUGUUUUUUAUAGUUCUGGUUUGCCUCUUAUGCUUUGUUAAAAAAAAAAAAGUGUUGGGUUGUGCUUUGCUCUCCCAUACACACGAAAGGAUCACAAGAGCAUUUUCUGCUCUGAACCCCUCGAUGAGUUUAACAACACUCGCAACACGAAUUACAGAUCAUAUCCCAUCAGAGUGAGUAUGUUUGGAGUUUUUAUGGACUUAUUUCAUAGUCUCAUUAACAUCUGUAAAUGAAGAAAUAAAAUUGUAAAUAUAAGUAGUGAAAUUUUACAGUUGUACUAUAAAAUAAAUUGGUAAUUUUUCUUCAAUACUUAAUUUCUGUCAUAUUAAACUUUUAAUUAAGAUUAAGUUUACAUUAAUGACAUUUGUUUUUUUAUCACAAAUAUUUUGGACGGGCUUAAAAUAGAUUAUUCUUGUCUAGGUGGGUCGUGGAAUGGAAAAGUUUGGGAACGCUUGCCAAACACCAUAAUGACAAAGCAAAAAUUGUUACAACUUCAUCAAUGCAUUAAAACUGAAAUAAGUACAUUGCAUAAGUAUUCAUACCCUUUACUCAUCUUUACAGCCUCGAGUCUUUUUGGGUAUGAUGCGACAAGCUUUGCUUAUCAGAAUUUGGCAAGUAUCUGUCUUUCUUUACCACACCUGUUCACCUCUCAGGCUCUGACAGGUUGGAUGGGGGUAGAUGCACAUUUUCAGAUUUCCCCAGAAAUGUUUGAUUGGGUUUAAACCCAGGCUCUGGCUGGGCCACUCAAGGACAUUCACAGAUUGUCUAUAAGCCACUCUUGCUGUGUGCUUAGAGGUCAUUGUCUUGUUGGAAGGUUCCUUCUGCACAGUCUGAGGUUCUGAAUGCUCUGGACUGGGUUUUCAUUAAGUCUAUCUCAAUGUUUUGGUACAUUGAGCUUUUCUUCUACUCUGAUAAGUCCUUCGGUCCCUGCCACUGAUAAACAGCCCCACAGCAUGAGGCUGCUACCAGUACACUUUACUUUUGGGGUGGUACUCUGCAGGUGAUGAUCAGUGCCUUGUUUUCUUCAAACAUGAUGCUUGGAAUUGAGGUUCAUCAGACCAGAUAAUCUUGUUUCUCACAGUCUGAAGGUCCUUUAGAUGCUUUUUUGCAAAUUCCAAGUGUGUUUUCAUGUGUCUUCACUGAGGAGAGGAUUGAGUUUUGCCACACCGCCAUAUAGCACAGAUGAAGUGUUUUGUAUGAUGUUUGUUCUUCUGUAGGUUUCUUCUAUCUCCACAUAUGAUCAACUAGAGUGACCAUCAGGUUCUUUGUCACCACUCUAACCAAAGCUUUUCUCCAUCAAUUGCUCAGUUUGGCCAGGAGGCCAGCUCUAGGAAAAGUCCUGGUUGUUUAAAACUUUUUCCUUUAAGGCUAAUGGAGAAUACAUGCUUUUGUGAACCUUCAAUGCAGCAGAUUUUUUGUUGUUGUUGUUGUUUGUUUGGUUUUGUUUAAUUUUUUUGUUUUUUACCUCAAGGAUUGGUUGUUGUUCUGAUAUACAGUGUUUUUUUUUUUGUUUUUUUUUUAGCUUUUAGACCCUUUAAAAUGUGAAAAAAUUAAGGGGUAUGAAUACUUUAACAAGGCACUGUAUAUGGCAUCCAAUGGCUACACCAUGAUAUUUCAGAUGUACAAAUCUGCCUCAAUUCAAUGGAUUUUAAGUGCUCUAUUUUUAACUUUAAUACUGCAUAAUUUGAAAAAUUAUAUAAAAUUACUUUUUAUGGCAUCUGGUCAGUUUUGACCAUGAACAACACAAGUGUGACUCCCAAAUGAACCAUACCAGUGUACCAUGGUAUUGCCAGAGUACCUUUUUGUGUAAGGGUGACUGAAAAACUAAUCAACUCAGAAAGGUGAAUUUAAGUGAAUAACUUGGUUCUGAAAAAUUGAAGGAGAAAGAUCUCUGUAAUGUAUGUGUUAUAGGUUAUAUAAUAUAAUCUCUCUCUCUCUCAAAAUAUCUUGAAACAUCUAAAACAAGCUUACUUUAUGAGAAAAAAAAAACACUUGAAACAAGUACAUUGCAUAAGUAUUCAUACCCUUUACUAAUCUUUACAGCCUCAAGUCUUUUUGGGUAUGAUGCAACAAGCUUUGCUUAUCAGAAUUUGGCAAGUAUCUGUCUUUCUUUAUUUUUUUUUAUUUUUUUAUUUCUUAAUUUUAUUUACUUAUUUAUUUUUAUUCUUUUAUUCACAGAAUGCAUAAAGCAAAAUAUAACAACAUGACAAUAUUAUAUAUACAGGAAAAAGCAAGGAUAGGAAAAAAAAGAUUGAAAAAGGGACAACACAUACACACAGUAUUAUGCAUAGUGGCUGCGUUGCUUGGCAACCAUAAAAAGCCUAUACUCUUUCUACAUCAGACCUGAGUGUCACGUCAUAACGCAUUGAAACUAUACUGCUUCCAUUUUAUUUAAAGAUAUCAACACUCAUAAUUUGCAUCACAUCCAUGUGUGGUGCUAAGCCAGUCACUAUUGUAUAUCAUCCUUGACUAUUUGAAAUAAAAGUAUUUUACUUAGAGUAUAUCAUAUGCCUUAAUUUUGUUUUCAAGUAAAGUAUCCAA